Molecule: messenger RNA, 1097 nt
Organism: Paralichthys olivaceus (Japanese flounder)
Lineage: Eukaryota; Metazoa; Chordata; Actinopteri; Pleuronectiformes; Paralichthyidae
Source: RefSeq, a predicted model, not a curated record
CUGGCUCUUGCGAGCCUCAACAAACACACAGAAGCAGCAACUUACUAUAAAAAAGCUCUGGAGCUGGACCCCGACAACGACACGUAUAAAACCAACCUGAAGAUCGCGGAGGAGAAGAUGGAUACGUCCAGUCCAACAGCAGGGAUGGGUGGAGUCGACCUGGCUGGUUUGCUCAGUAACCCCGGCUUCAUGAACAUGGCGUCGUCUCUGAUGAACAACCCUCAGGUUCAGCAGCUGAUGUCAGGGAUGAUGUCCGGAGCAUACGGCGGAAUGGGGGGAGUAGGGGCAGGAGGUGGGGCAGGAGGUGGAGCUGGAGCAGGAGUUGGAGCAGGAGUGGGAGCAGGAGUGGGAGCAGGAGUGGGAGCAGGAGCUGGAGCAGGGGUCGGAGCAGGAGCUGGAGCAGGAGUCGGAGCAGGAGCUGCAGUCCCUGGAGCAGCUGGAGCCGGAGAUUUAUCAGGACUGAUCCAGGCAGGUCAGCAGUUCGCUCAGCAGAUGCAGCAGCAGAACCCCGAACUCAUUGAACAGCUGAGGAGUCAAAUCCGCAACCGAACGCCCAGCACAGGAAACGAGGAGCAGCCGUGACAUCAGACACGGUUGUGAGAUUCUCACAGGAGGAGACGAACAGACCGAGUCCUUUUUUUUCUUUUUGAUCUGGAUCAUUAACGCUCGAAGGACUUGAAAGAGGUUUUUUUCCAUCACUGAAUAAUUCCUGCAUGAGAGAGAGUGGGGGGGCUCAUUCAGGAGCCAUGUCACCAAAAACGACGCCCACUUCCUGUGGCGCUGUGUUUUUUAUGAAGAACCAUGUGAGGCAACACUUUGACAUCAAACACAUUAAAAUCUAAUAAACUGAGCUCUGAUAACGACAAUGUCCCAGAUGUUAAACAGCUGCAGAGUAGGAACUAUAGUGUGUGUGUGUGUGUGUGUGUGUGUGUGUGUUGUGUGCGUGUGUGAGUACAUGAGUGAGUACAUGUGUGUGUGAGUGUCAAGUCACAGAGCUAUUUAAACAGAGUUUGGAAAUUAAAAAGAGCAUCUCAACAUUUUACAUCUUCUGUCUGAUGAGUUUUCUCUGCUGUCAAAUAAUAAAAACUAUACACACA